GCUAUGCUUCUUACUCUUACACCCCUCUCCCAACGGCAAGCACCAGCUUAUAUCAUUCCCAGUUUCCCACUCCAAAAGGUCAGACCAAACUGAAUCUUCCACUUCCUCUACAAUGGCAACAACUACAAAUGUUGUUCUCAACCCUCCCAAUUUGGGGUUCCUCACUCCUAGGCCUCUCCAUCUCACACUACCGAAUUUGAAAACCAGAGUAAAGUUGCAAUCUUUAUCCAUGUCUAGACCAACCCAUUUGAAGGUUUCGCAGAAUUCACUCACACCCACUCAAGAAUCACGUUCUUCCUCACUACAAGACGACUUGCUCAUUGUGGGUCCCGGUGUUCUUGGUCGCUUAGUAGCUCACAAAUGGCAACAGGAAAUUCCGGGUUGUCAAGUUUAUGGACAGACAAUGACUGUUGAUCAUCACAAUGAGUUGAUUCAAAUGGGGAUUAAUCCAUCUUUGAAAUGGACUGAAGCUACUCAGAAAUUUCCAAAUGUCUUAUAUUGUGCUCCUCCAUCCCGGACCACAGACUAUGCUGAUAAUGUUAGGCUAGCUGCAUUAAGCUGGAAUGGUGAAGGUUCUUUCGUAUUUACGUCAAGCAGUGCUCCAUAUGACCGCAAUGAUAACGGACCGUGUGAUGAGGAUACUCCAUCUGUGCCAAUUGGGAGAAGCCCCAGGGUCGACACCCUUCUAAAAGCUGAAAAUGUGGUACUGGAGUUUGGCGGGUGUGUUCUAAGAUUGGCAGGCCUUUAUAAAGCAGAAAGAGGUGCACACAACUAUUACUUAGAAAAGGGCGUUGUUGACAGUCGUCCUGAUCACAUCUUGAAUCUUAUACAUUACGAGGAUGCAGCCUCCCUCUUAGUUGCAAUCUUGAAGAAAAAAUUUCGCAAACAGAUUUUCUUGGGUUGUGAUAAUCAUCCUUUGUCUAGGCAAGAAAUGAUGGAUCUGGUUAAUAGAAGUGGUAAAUUCAGUAAAAAGUUUGAUAAGUUUAGUGUAACUGAUGGCCCUCUAGGAAAGAAAUUAAACAACACAAGAACUCGUCAGGAAGUCAGUUGGGAGCCUAAGUACCCUAGUUUUGCUGAUUUUCUAUCGAGGAUGUGACAGAUUCCUAACUGCAUCUUUGCUGUUGGCUAUAAUAAAUGGGGGAAAAAAGAACAGAGAGGUUUUAGAGAAUGCUUGCUGCAGACAGAAAGUUUAUACACGCCUAAAAUCUAAAUAUUUGUAUUUUUAUGUUGACUCUACUACAUCGAACCGUGUAGUCGUAAUAAAUUCUUUACAUAUAACAAUUUUUGUGUUUCAUUACAAGAACAGUUCAAGUUAAAUGUUUACCUUAGGUCUCUUUA
Messenger RNA from Vicia villosa (hairy vetch), 1338 nucleotides. RefSeq lists its product as uncharacterized. The transcript is spliced from 7 exons. NCBI's taxonomy places the organism in Eukaryota, Viridiplantae, Streptophyta, Magnoliopsida, Fabales, Fabaceae. Bases 113 to 1096 code for a protein of 327 amino acids. The record is from RefSeq and is a predicted model, not a curated record.